AUGGCCCAGCUAUCAAGAAUAUUACCAAAUAUAGGAGGUCCAAGUAGCCCUAAAAGGACGGUCCUUUGUGAGGUAAUCCACUCCGUGGUCCUGUACGCAGCUCCUGUAUGGCACCGUGUGGUCCAUGUCCAGAGAUAUAAACAAAUGCUCUUGAGUAUCCAGAGGAAGGCUUUGCUGCGGAUAUCGAGCGGCUACAGAACAAUGUCCACUAUGGCCGCUCAAGUAAUAGCUGGAAUACCCCCAGUCACUCUGCUCAUAGAGGAAAGGCUCCGCCUGUACAGCAGGGAUGAUGCUAAGCUUCGUACUACCAGGUUGCUGGAAAGAAGCACAACUUUGGAGAAAUGUCAGCGUGUGUGGAGCGACCACUCAGAGACGGCAAUGUGGAGCAAGACUCUGAUCCCGGACGUAAGACAGUGGGUUAGCUGUAAACAUCGAAGGCUAGACUUCUACUUGACCCAGUUUCUAUCGGGCCAUGGAUACUUUGCGGAGAGGAGGACUUCCCGGAGCACACAAUCUUUGUGUGUCAAAGAUGGGCCGCAUGGAGGAGCAAUACAGAGUCAGUUAUCGGUGCGGAGGUCAAUAGCAGAAGCAUCACCAUACUCAUGA
Acanthoscelides obtectus is the source of this 606-nucleotide messenger RNA. Lineage: Eukaryota; Metazoa; Arthropoda; Insecta; Coleoptera; Chrysomelidae. The record is from the annotation of a GenBank genome assembly.